Molecule: messenger RNA, 1449 nt
Organism: Callorhinus ursinus (northern fur seal)
Lineage: Eukaryota; Metazoa; Chordata; Mammalia; Carnivora; Otariidae
Source: RefSeq, a predicted model, not a curated record
CGUCAGUUAGAAGGGGCAAUAUUAACAAAGACACAGAGAAGGAAUAAUCUUGGCCUGUUUAUCAAACGAUGACGUAGAUGCCAGAGGAAAGCAACCUGUACUUUAGGGAGCUGCAGGGAGAAAUGGUCUUCUCAGGGAACAGCAGGCUGCCAGUGUGAGACAAGAAGAGUCCGGAAGCCCCGGGCGUUGGGAAGGUCCUGGAAGCGGGCGUGUCUGCGCGUGCGCCGAGCAGCGACCAUGGCGCAGUACAAGGGCACGAUGCGCGAGGCCGGCCGGGCCAUGCACCUGAUCAAGCAGCGGGAAAAGCAGAAGGAGCAGAUGGAGGUGCUGAAGCAGCGGAUCGCCGAGGAGACCAUCAUCAAGUCGAAGGUGGACAAGAAAUUCUCGGCUCAUUACGACGCCGUGGAGGCCGAGCUGAAGUCGAGCACGGUGGGCCUGGUGACCCUGAACGACAUGAAGGCCAAGCAGGAGGCCCUGCUGAAGGAGCGGGAGAGGCAGCUAGCCAAGAGGGAGCAGCUGGAGGAGCGGCGGCUGCAGCUGGAGGCGCUGCGGGAGAAGGAGCGCAAGCAGGAGCAGAAGCGCAAGAUCUGCAGCCUGUCCUUCACGCUCGACGAGGGCGACGCGGGCGACGCGGACGCGGCGGCUGAGGAGCCGCCCAGGCCCGCGGGGCUGAGCAAGAGGAAGAAGAACCUGGGGAAGAAUCCAGACGUGGACACGAGCUUCCUGCCCGACCGCGAGCGCGAGGAGGAGGAGAACCAGCUGCGUGAGCAGCUGCGGCAGGAGUGGGAGGCCAGGCGCGAGAAGGUGAAGCGCGAGGAGAUGGAGGUCACGUUCAGCUACUGGGACGGCUCGGGGCACCGGCGCACGGUCCGCAUCCACAAGGGCGGCACGGUGCAGCAGUUCCUGAAGAAGGCGCUGCAGGGGCUGCGCAAGGACUUCCGCGAGCUGCGGUCGGCCGGCGUGGAGCAGCUCAUGUACAUCAAGGAGGACCUGAUCCUGCCCCACUACCACACCUUCUACGACUUCAUCGUCACCAAGGCCCGGGGCAAGAGCGGGCCGCUCUUCAGCUUCGACGUGCACGACGACGUGCGGCUGCUGAGCGACGCCACCAUGGAGAAGGACGAGUCGCACGCCGGCAAGGUGGUGCUGCGCAGCUGGUACGAGAAGAACAAGCACAUCUUCCCCGCCAGCCGCUGGGAGCCCUACGACCCCGAGAAGAAGUGGGACAAGUACACGAUCCGUUGAUCCCUGAGGCUCCCCUGAGGCUCCCCUGAGGCUCCCUGUCCUACCCCUCUCCGGUCCUGCAGAGCCCUGGCACGCGUCGCCUUCGCAGCCCCCUGGUGGCCUCCUGCUCACUCCAGGGCAGCGACAACCAGCAUAGGAAACUGAUUUCUGUACCCCGUAACUUAAUUUGGUGACCUUAAUUUCUUGCCCAAAAUUGAAUAAAGA